Messenger RNA from Cyprinodon variegatus (sheepshead minnow), 5441 nucleotides. It is a transcript of the gene sack1hb, whose product is annotated as family with sequence similarity 83 member H. Gene Ontology annotation, cellular component: keratin filament. The coding region runs from base 314 to 3994 and encodes 1226 amino acids. Gene Ontology annotation, molecular function: keratin filament binding. NCBI's taxonomy places the organism in Eukaryota, Metazoa, Chordata, Actinopteri, Cyprinodontiformes, Cyprinodontidae. Gene Ontology annotation, biological process: protein localization to cytoskeleton; positive regulation of cell migration; intermediate filament cytoskeleton organization. The transcript is spliced from 8 exons. The record is from RefSeq and is a predicted model, not a curated record.
CUACUUUCCCUCAUUCACAGCGCUGACCUACAGCCAGUAUCCCCACGGAGGAUCUCACACCGCCGAGAGGAGCCCUCAGCCCCGUGGAGGGGGGAACGAGUACGCGGUCAGUGCGCAGGCUCCAGGCGGAAGACUGGGGGGGGUGCGGCUCCUGUCCGAUCUGAGGAAUGUGACACUCGGACGAGAAAGGAGGCCCGAGUCGAAGGCGGAGAGCGAACCGCCCGGUCGCUCCGGAGACAGCAGGGGGAACAAGUCGUGCUGCGAAGCGAAGGAGAGGCUUUUGACUUGACUUUCGACCACACCCAGUCCAACAAUGCCGCACCGGUCGCAGAGCUCAUCAGUUGGAGAUAAUCCCCUCGACCCAAACUAUCUGCCCCCACACUACCGCGAGGACUAUCGUCUAGCUAUCGAUGCUCUGCUGGAAAAAGACCAUCAGGGUUACUUUGAUUUCCUCCAGAAAUCGGAUUUGGCGGGCUUCCUGUCCUCGACUGAAAUCGAACACAUCAAGUCCACAGUCCAGGCACCCAGCCAGGCCUCUGGGGCCCCCGAGCUAACGUAUUAUGAGGGUGGACUGGAUGCAGAGGGCUCCUCGGACACCUACUGGCCAAUGCAGUCAGACUUGGCUGCACCGGGCCUGGACCUGGGAUGGCCGCUUUCACAGCACAGUUUCAUUGGACCCACGGAGGUCACAACCCUGGUCAACCCGUCUGAGCCAGAAAUGCCUAGCAUUAAAGAACAAGCUAGGAGACUCAUCAAGAAUGCACGCCAGGUUAUCGCAAUUGCAAUGGACAUGUUCACAGAUGUUGACAUUUUUUCUGACCUCUUGGAAGCAGCAGGACGCAUGGUGCCUGUUUACAUUUUAUUGGACGAGAAGGACGCGCCUCACUUUGUCGCUAUGGUUUUAAGCUGCAAAGUCAACCUGGAAUCAGUUCAUAUGAUGCGCGUCAGGACUGUCGCAGGAGUCACAUACUACUCACGGUCAGGAAAUACAUUUAAAGGACAGUUGAAGGAUCGUUUUCUCUUGACUGACUGCAGGGCUGUACUCAGUGGAAACUACAGUUUCAUGUGGUCAUAUGAGAAGAUCCACCGCUGCAUGGCACACCUCUUCCUUGGAGAACUAGUCACUACUUUUGAUGACGAGUUUCGAAUUCUUUAUGCUCAGUCAGAGCCUCUGGUCAUUGAUCAAUCCAUUGCUCUCGCUAUCCCCGAGCCGGCCACCAGCAGCUACAUGAACCCCCAGUUCGGUUUAAAGAGGUCGCAGUCUAUGCGUAACCCCAUCGGGUUCAGGAGACAGCCUGAGGUUUCCCCCGCCUUCCCCUACGGAGAGUUAGAUCGUAACUCCUCGCUGCCUUUCCGGAGGAAUGACCCCUUUCGUCACACCCUGGAACCCAGUGCAGGAAUCACAAUAGGAAAAUAUUCUCAGCAACAGUUUCGUCUCCAGCAGUCGUUCCUGGAGCAGGGCAAGUCCAUUGUGUCCAGGCAGAUGGAGAUGAGUUCAAGUGCAUUUAAGAGACACAGCUAUGCUGAAGGAACUCAGGAAAACUACUCAUCUUCCCGACAAUACAUGAAGCACAGAGUAAUGAACAAUCUGGAAGAAACUGAUUUUCAAAGAGAGCAAAUAUCAAGUAGCCAUUACUACACUGAAGGUCCUGGUCCGGGUUCUGGCCAUGGGCAUUAUGACCGACUUCGAGGCCGUCUCCCUCACCUUGCCAUUGACCAGUAUUCAGAAUCAAGUUAUCAAUCUGAUCAGGAGCCCCCACCUGGAAGUAGGGACUACUUCUCAUCAGAGGACCUGAGGGGACAUGAGGAGCUCCAUGGUCCUCCUGUAGCUGGGAGGUAUGGAGGAGGAUCCACUGGCCGGAGACCAACCAUAGGCCAACCAUAUGCAUGUCAGAGCUCGCCGACACAUUUGCAUCCACCCGAGAAGUUUGGAAAGCAGUCUGAUGAAGAGCACAGCCAAGAUCCAAGUGUGAAGCAAGGCAUGAGGAGUUGGAGAAUCCAUUCGUACUUGAGCACCUAUGAGGAUGGCGGAGAGGAAGGCUUGCCUCAGCCAAUGGGUCACGACGCGUUUGAUGAGCCCAUGCCUCCUGAGCAACCGAGUGCAUCAGACAGUUUAGCUCAAAGAUUUGCAGUAAAGGAUCCGCCAACUGUUCCCCCCAAGCCCAGACCUGAUAUAAUAAGACCCCGCUUUGGAAAACCAAAUAUGCCUGAAAGUAAAAAUAAAGACUCUGCACCAGCAACAACCAGUGAUCUGGUUACCUCUUUCAGUGAUUUUAGGUCUUCUGUUUUGGAAAGAAGAGACAGAGAGCCAGAGAAGGAAAGGGAGUCAGAAAGGAUGUCAGUCAGGGAGGGUGUAGAAGAUUCGGAGAGUAAGGAAACCCCAGAUCUUUUUUUGUCCAGGCACGAAUCGUUCCGCUCACGAGUGAACCCUCUCCUCCAGCGUAGCUCUCGUCUGCGCUCCUCACUAAUAUUCUCAUCUUCCAAAGCAGAGAUGCACAGUGGCAGCCUUGGUUUAAAACCAGCGACAGAAGAAGAUGACCCAUUAGAUCCGGGACGCACUUCAUCCCUUGUGGCCCAGAUUCUUGAAAAGAGAAGGUCUUGGUCUCGUGAGCCCCUUGACUGGCGAAAGAAAGCGGAAGAAAAAAAUAAUGAUAAAGGGAAAGAUGAGAAAGAGGAAAAGGAGAAAGAAAAAGAGAAGGAGGAACAGCAACAGAAAAAGGAACCAGAAAAUACCUAUCUGACCAAGAAAAAAGAAACCCCCCAUACUUCUGAAAAAGAAGAAAAGACAACAGUGAGAGUUGAAACAACUGAAUCCAAGCCCUCAGCUAUUGUAAGUGAUUUAUCUAGUAGACUACAGUAUUUCAAAGAUCUGGAGAACAAGCGAAAGGCUCCGAAAAUUGAGACAGAGGCUCAAAAAGCUUGGGAGCCAGCUGAAAAGAAGCCAGACCUCUCUGAGAAGGACACAGCCGAUACUACGGCACCUCCAAAAAACCCACCUAUAAACAUCACUUCAUCAGAAAAAGAACCCAAGAAGCCAGACAUUGCCGCAAAACUGGCAGAGCUUUCUCGAAGACCUUCAACAAGUUCAGUCAAGCCGUCAUUAAUAACUGCAAAGCCUUUUGGAAGUUCCCUGAAGCUUUCAGAGACAUUACAACCCCACAAAAAGGAGAAUGAGAUCGAGGGCCAAAGGAAAGAUGAAUCCAAGUCUGCAAAGCCUCCUCCAUCACCCAAGAUGAUCAAGAAGGAUCAGAUAAAGCUCAAGUCCCUGACUCUUCGUCGCAUAUCCUGUGGCGACGAUGGCCUGGGGAAAGAUGCAACAGAUGCUGAGAAGAGCGAAAUGAAAAAGAGCCGCUCUUACAGCUCUUCAACGUUAACGCAUGAAGAGUCUAAGGAAGGACUGCACAAGGUUAUGGGUUCUAAUACUUCAUUAAACACAAUUGGUAAGGGAAAGGGUGAAGAUAAGACGCUUGAAUUCCUGAAGAAACAGACUCAGAGGUUAAAGGGGCUCCUGGGGCCAAAGGAUAAAGAGAAGAAAGCCUCGAGCGAUGACAAGGGCAUGAGUACAGUCAUGGAGGUGUCGGACGAUUCCAGUAAAAAGCAAGGCUCCUCAGCUAAAAUCACGACAUCCACAACUGCUGAACAGCCCGCCACCAAUCAUAAAGAAUCAGCUGGGAAAUCGGGACCCUCGCGCUACCAGGCCCAGGGAAGCUCUGCUCUGUACAGCAGCAACCUGCGGGACGACACUAAAGUCAUUCUGGAGCAAAUCUCUGCUAACAGCCAGAAAAACCGCCCAGAGCGAGAAGAAACUGGAGGAGACAAAGAGAGUGGUGACACGGACAAAGGACAAGAGACAGAGAAGCCCUUUAGGAAGAAUCGAUUUCUGCGACAACCGGGGAACACCCAGGAGAGGGAGGGGCUUCUGAAGAGGAUAGAGAGUCUGAGGAAGGAGAAGAAGGUCUACAGCCGCUUUGAGAUGGGGAACAGCCUGGCAUAACUAAAGGUGGAGUUUCAACCAUUUAUGAGGGAGCUAUCGAUGCAAGCCGAUCAACUAACAGCCAUUGCCAACUUGUGCCAACAACAAUCACUCCUCAAAGAACUUCGGUGUGCACAAGCUGCAGCCUUUUCUGGAUUUACACACAAAGAAAUAAUAAAACUUGGAGAGAUGAUAUUGAAAAUGCUGAAAACAACCUGAAGUCACUGGGUUUGGAAUGUGCCUCUUCGCCAAGAACUGGUACCCCUCUUUUCCUUAUAUGGUGACUGAGAGACAAAAGUGACUACUAGCAUGCUGGCAGUGUUGGCUAAUGUUUCACAAAGCUUGUAUGAACGUGACUGGGGGACUCGAGGAUGAAAACAAACCGUCUGCACAUGCUGGAGCAGACAGAAAAAUAAAAACGCCAGUCCAAAAUACGCACAGCAGUAUUCUGCAGUAAGUGUAUGGUUCUUUUGUUUCUGGAGAUGUUUGUUUGCCUGGGACUAGUUUGCCGAUUAACAGGAGAAAGUGUCCUUAUGGUUUCACUGUAUGCCAAUUGCUCAUCGAGGCUCUUACCCAAGUUGGAGAUCUAAAACAAUGACGUAAUGCCAAUGAAAUAAAGUGCGUAGUACUGUUGAAAUAAAGAGAAUAAGGUGUGCAUAAAUAUGUUUGUUGAAGAUAAAAUUGCAUUAGCUAGAGUUUUUUUUUUUUUUUAUAUAAAACCCAAAGCUGUAAAAUUUAUCUUCGUUAAGAUGUGCACCCUUUCCACAGCUAAAGAUGUCAAAUAACAAUUCAGUGCAGGGCUUUUUCUGUUCACUACUGUAUGCUUGCUGGCUUUACUUCUAUGCAAAUCAAAUGUAAAUGAUUUACAGUUGCUCUGAGUCGCUGUGAAAAUAGUUUUGUUGGCAUGUUACCUAUUCUUCUCUGUGUUCUCAGUUUUCAGUGAGGCAUUACCUCUAAGAGAGAAACAAGGGAGAAAGGUCUGGGUGUAUUUAUUGCACAGUUCUGGAGCAAAGCCAUGCCACCUUGCAAAACUCGCUUCACUUUUAAAGCCUACGCCCUAAGCAGGACUCCUGGCUAUUUUGUUGGCCUGACCACAAUAAAAAAAAAAAAAAACUAGGUGAUUGCUUAUAACCUAAAGAGGGAAAUAAAAUAUUUGGUGGAGUUCGUCUGAAUAAAGGAUUUACUCCAAAACGGACGGUUUAAAGUUUACGUGUUUGUGAUUCACCAUUCUGCUGUAUAUAUUUAUAUAUAAAAAAAACUUUUUCAUGUUUUCCAUAUUCAUGCACUGUAAAAGUGAUUUAAUGGUGUUUAUUUUUUAAACAUGAGUAUGGAUUCGCUCUUGUUAAAUAUUGCUGACGUUAAUGAGGGUGAUUCAGUUGCACAGGGUUAUUGUGCUCUUAAAAGUGGAAAAGUAUCACACUGUUUUCAAUUUCUGAAAAAAAAAGUAUUUAAUUAAAUGCUUAAAAAA